AUGGAGGGUGAAGAAGACCGCUUUCCUAGAGUAAGGCAAGUUCUUCUCUUUGUUUUGUUGGUUCACACUUGCGCGGCGCGGAAAGAUUAUUUUAUUGCAGAAGAAACAGAGAGUGGUUCUUUUGUGGCCAAUCUAGCAAAGGAUAUAGGGCUAGGGGCAAGAGAGCUCUUUCAACGGAGGGCUCAGAUAAUUUUUAACAAUGACAAAAAGCAUUUUCAGCUGAACCUUCAGACUGGAGAUUUAGAAGUAAAUGAGAAACUGGAUCGGGAAGAACUGUGUGGACCCACUGAACCUUGUGUACUGCAAUUUCAAGUGUUACUGGAAGAACCUUUGGAGAUAUAUAGGUAUAAGCUUUUUGUCACUGAUAUAAAUGACAAUUCCCCUGUGUUCCCAGAGGCAGAAAUGGAUUUGAAAAUCAUGGAAAAUACUCUUCCAGGAACUGUGUUUCAUCUGAAAAAUGCACAAGAUUUGGAUGUAGGUGUCAAUAAUGUUCAAAACUACACCAUUUAUCCCAACUCCCAUUUCCACGUUCUCACUCGUAAUAGCGGUGAAGGCAGAAAAUACCCGGAACUGGUUCUGGACAAAGCCCUAGAUCGAGAACAGCAGCCUGAGUUUAGAUUAACUCUUAUGGCAAUAGAUGGUGGGGCUCCUCCCAAAACUGGGACUGCCCUCGUCCUCAUUGAUGUCUUGGACAUCAAUGACAAUGCCCCUGAGUUUGUGCAGCCACUCUAUCAUGUGCAGAUCCUGGAAAACAGCCCCCUGGGAUCUCUGAUGGUCACUGUUUCAGCUAGAGAUUUAGACACAGGAAUAAACGGUGAAAUAGUCUAUUCAUUUUUUUAUGGCGAUGAAGAGAUUACUAGGACAUUUGCACUUAAUGAACUCACAGGAGAAAUUAAAAUAAUUAGGAAAUUAGACUUUGAAAAAAUUAAGUCAUAUGAGCUGGAUAUUAAGGCUUCUGAUGGGGCAGGUCUUUCCGGGAAAUGCACUGUCAUAAUAGAGGUGGUAGAUGUAAAUGACAACACCCCAGAAAUAACGGUGGCUUCCCUUGUAAGUUCCAUCCCAGAAAAUUCCCCUGAGACCAUGAUAGCUUUUUUCAGUAUUCAAGACCGAGACUCUGGGGAAAAUGGGAGGAUGGUUUGUUCCAUCCAGGAAGAUGUUCCCUUCACUCUGAAACAUUCCGUUGAGAAUUUCUACAAGCUAGUAACAGAAGGAGUGCUAGACAGAGAGACAAGAGCCCAGUACAACAUCACCAUC
Suricata suricatta (meerkat) is the source of this 1254-nucleotide messenger RNA. RefSeq names its product protocadherin beta-15-like. Gene Ontology annotation, cellular component: plasma membrane. The annotation marks the transcript as partial. Gene Ontology annotation, molecular function: calcium ion binding. The transcript has a single exon. NCBI's taxonomy places the organism in Eukaryota, Metazoa, Chordata, Mammalia, Carnivora, Herpestidae. Gene Ontology annotation, biological process: homophilic cell-cell adhesion. The record is from RefSeq and is a predicted model, not a curated record.